This is a messenger RNA of Hyaloscypha bicolor E, 1011 nucleotides long. RefSeq lists its product as uncharacterized. The transcript has 2 exons. The coding region runs from base 219 to 635 and encodes 138 amino acids. Lineage: Eukaryota; Fungi; Ascomycota; Leotiomycetes; Helotiales; Hyaloscyphaceae. Gene Ontology annotation, cellular component: nucleus; cytosol. The record is from RefSeq and is a predicted model, not a curated record.
AUCAUAACCGCGGCGCAUUGACUGCUAUUCGAAGCGUCAUAAUCGAGAUCGAAUCUGCCCUUACCUUCCUACGCAUCGAUUGAGCAACCUGCAACCAUGGCUACGAACACACCUCUCAGAAUCGUCAUCCUGUUCACUGGCUGGCCCAUUGCAGUCCUGGACUGGUUCGUGUCCGUCAUCACACUGCCAGCUUCUCGAUUCUAAGUUCCACCGUUAACAUGACCGACUUCUUCAAUCCCGUCGUCGCCCAACUCUAUCCCGAUCCAGAAACUUUCGACUUGAUUGUUCUCAGCGGAGGAACGGCAGGUCCAAUGGAUUCUGACCCAUGGGUGCUGAAACUGCAGGACUUUCUUCAUACCACGAUCGACUGCUACCCGCAGCAGAAGAUUGUCAGGGUAUGCUGGGGACAUCAGACCAUAUGCGUUGCAUUCAGAGGAAUUGUCGGGAGCAUGGAUGCUGCUGAGAUCGGGGUCAAACGGAUGAAGUUGACUGAGGAAGGAUGCAAGAUGUUCCCACGCAAUGCGGUUCUCCAUCUCCACCAGUUCCACAGGCGCGAGAUCACGGUUCCAGCGCAAGGUUUCGUGCCGUUGGCGGAAGAACACGAGGCUUUCUUGAACCACACGAACACGAUAUGACGUUCCAAGGACACCCCGAGUUGAAUUGGAUUCUGCGAAAACGUUGUUGGCUGCAACUCGCGCGUAUAUGGAGGUAGAAGAAGUGCAGAAAACCGCGUUGGCGAAGAGCAUGGAGAAUGUGCAUGACGGCGUAUGGAUGUGGAGGAGAAUUCUAUUUGGGUCAGGGAAUGAGCAUUUUACUUCUUUCGCCUGCCAAUUUCUCAUGGACGCCUUUUUAGCUUCAACUCCUGCUUAUCCGGGAAGAGAAGAAGGGCAGAAAAAGUCCCAAGCCAAGACCAUGGGGAGCGUCCAUGAUGGCCUGCACGUCUGGGAGAGCAUUCUUACCCGGGUCACAGAAUGAACAUUCGGCCUUCUUAUACACUACUUUCUCGUAGUU